Molecule: messenger RNA, 1233 nt
Organism: Ficedula albicollis (Collared flycatcher)
Lineage: Eukaryota; Metazoa; Chordata; Aves; Passeriformes; Muscicapidae
Gene: MDK
Product: midkine (neurite growth-promoting factor 2)
Exons: 4
Coding region: 166-594 (142 amino acids)
Molecular function (GO): growth factor activity
Source: RefSeq, a predicted model, not a curated record
AGUGAACAUACUCUGCUGGGUGGCAACAAGCAGGGCACAGGGAUGUACACACACAUGUAGGUAUGUGGAGGCUGCUGCUGUCUUAUUCCCAAAACCCACCAUGCUUCUCCUCGACACCACAUUGCACUCCAGCCCACCUCACUCUCUCCUUCCUCCACAGGCAGGAUGCAGGUUCGGAGCCUCCUCCUCCUCCUGGCGCUGAUCCUGGUGGCUGCUGCUGCCGAGGCUGGCAAGAACAAGAAAGAAAAGGCAAAGAAGGAUGGCUCCAAGUGCGAGGACUGGCGCUGGGGACCCUGUGUUCCCAACAGCAAGGACUGUGGCCUGGGCUACCGCGAAGGAACUUGCAAAGAUGAGAGCAAGAAGCUCAAGUGCAAGAUCCCCUGCAACUGGAAGAAGAAAUUUGGAGCCGACUGCAAGUACAAGUUUGAGAGCUGGGGAGGCUGUAAUGCUCAGACAGGCCUGAAGACUCGCUCUGGCAUCCUGAAGAAAGCCCUCUACAAUGCCCAAUGUGAGGAGACUGUCCUUGUGACUAAGCCCUGCUCCUCCAAGAUCAAGUCGAAGUCCAAAGCAAAGAAGGGCAAGGGGAAGGACUAGAGCAGGAAACCAGCGUCCUCAUCGGCCCCCCAACAUGGUGCCUACGGGACUGGAUGUCCAACUGCAGCUGGCCCACACUACAGUCUUCCUCCUCCUCUCCUUACUCCUUUCCAUGACCUCCUCUUUCACUGAGAUGCCUUGUUUUAAUCAUUAGUGUUGUAGAGAGCAAACCCACCCACCCUGCAGGAUAGGCUGCUUCCUUUCUUGCUGUCCCAUGGGCACUGCCAGUGCGUCCUGCUCACCUCCUUUUGGCUGGUGUUGGGGUUCACUGGGAUGUGCUCAGAGAGCUGGGAUGGAACACACAUUUUUCCACCCUCCAGCACAAAUGAGUUGCCUUUAGCACACCCUUUUGCAAGCCCAGGAGCCUCCUCUCUCCUCCACCAGGUACUGGUGCUGGAGGGAAGGGCUAGAUGUUGAAUCCUUCAAGGACUGCUGUCACCUCAGGUGGUUUAUUCCAGCAUCCCUUUGGCUGGGGCAUGACUUACCUGGAGCAGUUGAGGAAAACACAAUCAUCACCCUGAGAAGCAACUGCCUUUCCUCUCUGUCACUUCUAACCAUGUGUGUCCAUGCUGGGGCUGCAGCCCCUCUGCCUUUGCCAUGCCAACACCAGUGCUGGGUGGGAGCUCUCCUUUUGGAAUU